This is a messenger RNA of Penicillium daleae, 234 nucleotides long. RefSeq lists its product as uncharacterized. Lineage: Eukaryota; Fungi; Ascomycota; Eurotiomycetes; Eurotiales; Aspergillaceae. The transcript has a single exon. The record is from RefSeq and is a predicted model, not a curated record. The coding region runs from base 1 to 234 and encodes 77 amino acids.
AUGACUACUUGCAUGCGCCAGCUACGGAUUAUGGUCAUCAUCUCCGAGAAGGGACUGAAAUUUUGUGAGGGUCUCAAGCUUUUUAUGUACAAGUCAACCCCAACCGAUUUAAUCCCAGGUGAUGCCGGAGAGUGGCCGAGAGAGGUCAACCACGGAACCCCGGACGAAGCGGCGUUCAAGAUGAUGGAGAAAACAGAAGGUGGAAAGGAAACGGUACAUAAAAGGGAAGUUUAG